This is a messenger RNA of Canis lupus familiaris (dog), 2770 nucleotides long. It is a transcript of the gene SVIP, whose product is annotated as small VCP interacting protein. NCBI's taxonomy places the organism in Eukaryota, Metazoa, Chordata, Mammalia, Carnivora, Canidae. The record is from RefSeq and is marked validated. Gene Ontology annotation, biological process: positive regulation of autophagy; negative regulation of retrograde protein transport, ER to cytosol; negative regulation of VCP-NPL4-UFD1 AAA ATPase complex assembly. Gene Ontology annotation, cellular component: endoplasmic reticulum membrane.
GGCGGGGCGAGCGCAGGAACCUGGGCCGCCGCGCUCCGGGCGCCGCUCGCACUGCGGGUCGGGUCGGGUCGGGGCGGGCCCGCGGGCCCCCAGCCGCUGUCCCCAUGGGGCUGUGCUUUCCGUGUCCCGGGGAGUCGGCGCCCCCGUCGCCGGCCCUGGAAGAGAAAAGAGCAAAGCUUGCAGAGGCUGCAGAGAGAAGACAGAAGGAGGCUGCAUCUCGGGGCAUUCUGGAUGUUCGGUCUGUGGAAGAAAAAAGAAAGAAAAAGGAAAAAAUAGAAAAACAAAUGGCUGAAUCUGGGCCCCCACCAGAAGGUGGACUUAGGUGGACAGUCUCAUAAGCAUAGCAUGAGUGGAAGAGUCUACUGCCAGUAACUACUAUCUGCAAUCAAGUGGACGUCCUCAGCUUAAUUUCUUCUCUUUGAAUAAACAAAUAUUUAGACUUUGUAAUUUUAGUGCCAUUAAAUGCAGUCAGUGCUUUUUCAAUAUUGAUGUAAAAUGCUUUUGAUUUCCUAACAUAGAAAACGGCCAGACUUUUCAUUAAAUACUUACUUUCUUAUAUUUGCUCUUCUGCAGGUGGCAGGUGAUUCGCCUUUUUUAGUACUUAAAAUAUGGACCUUAAUAGUGAAUGAAUAUAUAUCGCAUGUAAAGUCUGCAUACAUCUCAGACAUUAAAGUUUGCCGUUGUAUUUUCUCUCCUCUAUUAAUGACCUCGCAGUCUGUAGUUUUCUGCUCAGCCUUAUAUCUCCUUUUAUUUCAUUAUCUAUGAAGGCUUUUGCUUAAACUUAUGGACUUUGUGCCUUUAAACUGAUCAUCAGGGAAAAUCUUGAAGGGCUUAUGUGAAGGAACACUGUAAACUUUUAUAACUUACUAAGUAAUGAAAAUUUGUAGAAAAUGAUAAAUUUCUCCUAAUUUAUUUUCUAUUUCUGUGGCUUAUAAAAUUAACAUAUGGUAUUUUACAUUGCAAUAAAAGUGGGUUUUUUUGCUUGCUGAAUUUGAAAUUAUAUGUUAGCAGUGCCAUCAGAGGGCAGUGAUGUACUAUUGCACAAUACCAGAUUCAGCUCUGAAGAUCUUUGUGGGAAACGAAUGAGGUUAAACUAAGAAUCUGGAUGGGUUAUACUGAGUAGUAAUAUAUUUGUCCAAAUUUCACAGGUGUUUUUAUUCUUUUGUAUUUAUUUAUACAGAUGCGUAAUUGCCAAGGUAAAUGUGAACGUAUGAAAUAGAAAUAGGUGUUGUAUUUUAAAAGGUCUACUUUAAACAUAAAGAUAUAUGAGGUAAUUCUAUGUGAUGCAGACUUCUAAACUUUCCAGAUUUUUGUUUAUUAGUAACAUUAGUUUACAGCAUUUUUGCUUUUUGAGUUUUCUUUCUAGUAUAUAUAUAAUAAGCUACAAUAGAAGAAUUGCUGUAUCUUCUAAUUUGGUUGCUAACUCUUUUGGAUGACAGGGCCACAAUCUGAGCCCUAAAUCAGAAUUCAUAGACAGUACCAAUAGAGAUUAUAAGUUAAAUAGACCAGCUCAUUCGAUUUACAAAAAACUGAGCCAUUAUUGUGCUCAUCCCACAAAACUUAUGUUAUAUGGCAGUAUGUUGUAUAUGCUAAUUUUAAAGAAUUUGAACUCUAAUACAAAUCUCUUGACUCUUCAUUGGAAAAAUUACAUUUUUUCUAUUAUGGUGUAAAAUGGGUUAUGAAUAUCCAGUCAAGAUAUAUAUUUAGAUAGGCUCAAUUUUCUUCAUCCUUUAGAAGAUGAGUGCUCUUUUUGUUCACAAAGGAUAGUGAAAUCAUUAAACUGUAUCUUAGAAAUAAAAUUCUUGACUUUAUGAACAUGUUAAUUUCUCCAAGGGAAAAAGAUCCUCAGUAGCUGAACAUAGAACCAAAGCAUAUUAUCCCUGAACUGUGUAAAUCCCUCCUUCUGCUUUAAUAUAGAAAGAACAAUUUUAACUGUACUGUAUUUAAAGAAUUACAACUUGGGUUGGUAUAAACAAAGGUUUACAUCCAGGGAUAAUGCCCUAUUUCUAACAAAGUUCAUAUCCAAAUACCAGGUUUAUUUACUGUUGAACCUUGAAUGAGAUGUUGAUGUAUUUUGCUUUCUAGGAAGAGUGGGAUAUGCUGCUCCAGCCAGUCAUGCAUGGCCUGCCUCCAUGGGUGUAGUCCACUUUCCCAAAAACCACAUGGGACGCAGAGGCCAAUGGGUGAUACAAAAGCAUUAAGAAUAGUUUUAGGAAGGGGAAGGGAAAAGAGGAGACUAGAUGCUUGAUAGGAAACCAAUAAGUGACUACUAGAAAAAAAAAUUGUACGUAUAUAUCCAAGCAUCUCCCUCAUCAAGUUAUGAAUCAGUUCCUGAUGAAAACCUUAACUUGGAGCCAGCUUCCCAUAAAUCCUAAUUUAAAUAGGAAAACACGGUAAUGCUUAACAUGUCACCCAAGCCCUCCAACAGAUUACUAAAAUAUAACUGAAACAGUAAAGUGCAUAUAUAUUAACUGUCAUGUUAAAAUGUAAAAUGCUAAAACCACUGCUUUUUUUAACUACUGCUUCUUGAUUCUAAUAGUCAAAUUAAUAUGAUAACAAAAAGUUGUUAUAAUCACACAGCCCUUUUGUUGACAUGCUGCAUGUCUUUUAAAACAUCUGUAUGUGAUACUUUGGUUCCACCGACUGUAUUUGGAAUGUAAUUAAUAGUUUUCACACACAUGGUUUGUUAUACAUUCUGUAUUGCUUUAUGGGGACACAAAUAUACUUUUUUCCUAUAUAAAAAUUGACUUUGGCCAUCUCUUUAACAAAA